AUGGGCGUUCGAGCUUCCCUGGCCCUAGCGAUCGGCGCAUUGGCUCUGACCUGCAGGUCACAGAAUUCGAUUCCCGAGGACCAAGAUCCGUGUCUAGAUCCCAAGGUUCUUGCCUCGAAAUGGGUUGACGAUAACAUGAUCCGGCCGAACUACAUUCCGGCAACGACGGAGGAAAAGCCUAUUGUUGCUCAGAGAAUCUUCGAUCAGCCCCAGACUUCAGAGACUGGCAAGUCAUAUGUGACUAGUCUGGAGCAGACCAGCGUGCUCUACAUGACAGGAGUCAUCGUAGACUUACUACAGGCGAAUGUUCUGAAGACUGGAGCACCUGGGGACUUGCCACGGUCCCUUGGAACAGGCUAUAACAGUGCCAUUCUUGCCAUGACUGACUUGAAGCAGGGCGAAGGAUCAACACUACAGUUCUCCGGACGCAUCGAAACCCAUAAUGGCGCAAUAAACCUGUACGCAACUGGGGCUGGGACGACAGUCACCCUGGACGCACCCCAACUGUACAGCAGCGGCUCGGGAGCCAUUGGCCUUUUUGCCAUCCGGGGUGCCAAUCUGGAUGUUACCGAUCUCCGCCAUUGUUCGGGUGGCUACCGAUCACCUACCCUCGCGGGUCUCAAUUUCAACAGUCGUGGGGGCAUCGCCCAUACUACCAACCCGGGGUCGCCAUUGAUCUACUCACUAGGGCGAACCAUGUCAUCCAAUCUGACCGGUUGGGCCGAUGCCUCCCCUGCCAUAAUCAUGGAGGGGCCUCAGUAUGUACACCUCAACGCUUCAACCAUCACUUCGGGAACCAUCAGUGGUUUCCUGUUCUUCGAUUGGUCCAUCACGGCACAACAUGAUAUUGGAACGUUGGAGGCGACAUCCCUCAAUCUUACGGUUCGCGAGGGCCCGGCCUUUUACCUCGCAACCUUUUCCGCCGAGAUCAUCCUAAUGAAUGCAAGGAUAGACAAUCCUUCAGGAAUUCUGCUUCUGGCGGAUACGAACACAGCAUCCCGGGACCUUGAGAGGGUCGAGCCACAGCUUUGGAGCGGCAGUCCAAUCUCGUCCAACUCUUCUCUGACGCUGAUGGACUCGGAAGGCAUUUCCGGAGAUAUUGUCACCCGAGGUGGCUGUACCGUCACAGUCCAUCUCCUAGCGAACAGCACGUGGCAGGGCUCCGCCAAUGCAUCUCUCAUCAACAAUCGUGGGGGUUUGACAGUGCAGAUUGACGAGACGAGCAACUGGAUUGUAGCAAAGAACUCAUUCGUCCGAGGUCUCUCAGUCGUUGGUGGAGAUCUUGGGCGCCUCAAGGACCAGGGGUUCACAGUUGCGUAUGAUCAGAAAGCCCCAGAGAGCUCUUGGCUUCAAGGUCGGACCUACACUUUGCAGAACGGAGGAAAACUUCAGCCGUGGAAUUGA
Molecule: messenger RNA, 1404 nt
Organism: Colletotrichum fioriniae
Lineage: Eukaryota; Fungi; Ascomycota; Sordariomycetes; Glomerellales; Glomerellaceae
Source: RefSeq, a predicted model, not a curated record